AUGAACGCAACGUUGAAAAAAUUGGACUCGUUGAUUCGUUCAGCGGAAAAGGAUGAUGUUUUACUUUACAUAACUGCAUUUCUUGGAGUGGUGACGCCUGGUUUGGUUUAUAUCUCCUAUCGAUUUGUGCAUCAGUUCUACGCAAAUUGUGCCAAGAAGCGUGAGGCUGAAAAACUUGUUGAGCGUCGAAUUCAGUCGGAAGUUUCGAUCUUUCAUGCGUCAGAAGACAAUUAUACUGAAGAACUGGCAAAUACUGUCGCUGAACGGGUAGGCUAUGAUUCAGCACCGGUGAUUGAUUUAGCUGCAAUCAGUCCAUCAGUAUUUUCUAAUUUCAUGGGUAUUGGUGUUUUUUUGAUACAAAGUACGAAGCAAGGUCACGAACCAGAAUGUGCUGAAUGGUUUUUCGACUGGCUGGAAGAUAUGUCGAGUCGAAAGAAAAAAUUGAAGGAAUUACCUUGCCAACGAAUGCAUUAUGCAAUUUUGGGUAUCGGUGAUUCGAAAUAUAGCAAGACCCGAUUCAAUCGUGCAGCGAUAAUUCUUUCAAGGCGCUUGAACGCGAUUGGCGCAUCUCAAAUUUGCAAAUUAACACUAGCGGAUAAGAAUGCCAAAAAAAGUUGUUCAGUUUCAGAACGCAGUUCAUCAUCGGCAGAUUCGAAUGGUUCAUCAUCAUCUACAAAUAGUUUGGAAUUAUUAUAUUCUGUGUUCGAAGAAGGUUGUAGCCACAGUAAUCGAAUAGAAAAAUAUAUUAAUCGGGAUAACCAGUUAGAAACAUUUGAAGAAUAUGAAAAUAGUGGAAGUGGCGAAUCGGAUGCUUCGUUUGAUUGA
Dracunculus medinensis (Guinea worm) is the source of this 825-nucleotide messenger RNA. The record is from the annotation of a GenBank genome assembly. NCBI's taxonomy places the organism in Eukaryota, Metazoa, Nematoda, Chromadorea, Rhabditida, Dracunculidae.